AUGGCUGCAUCGAGCAAAUGGGCUUGCUUGCCCGUGCUGUUGCUAGUUUCUCUCGUCGGCCUAGCUUCUGCACGUAUGUUCUCACUCUACAGUGAUGAUCAUUCUGCGAAAGCUUACUCUAAAUCUGAUGACCAUGUUCCUAUAGAUGGUUUUAAACGUAAACUAGCUGUUAAUCCAUCACAAGCUGCUGGACGUAGGGAUGAUCAUUCUUCUGUAGCCACGACGAUGGCUAACACAGAGCAUAUUCAAGAUUUACCUAAUGAUCACGACUGGCUGUUUGAGAAGGAUCAAGCAUUGAUGGCUGGCGAGGAUGCUGGGGCGAAAAAAGCUGUUGAUGGAGAAGGGGAUGACAAGUACAAGUCCCUUAGGUUUCCAACUGAUAAGGACUGGGAUGAACUUAUGACUGGUUUAAAGAAUGCGAAGAUAGAUAAUACUGAUGGUGCUUUUGCUGAUGAGAAGUGUGGCAGUGUAUUAUGUAGUUGGGGCUGGCGUCGUGGUUACAAUUGGGGAUAUGGUGGCUACGGUGGUGGGGGUGGCGGCGGCGGUGGUGGAGGAGGCGGCUAUUGGGGCGGGGGUGGCGGUGGUGGAGGCGGCGGUGGUGGUUUUGGUGGUGGAGGCGGCGGUGGUGGGGGUGGAGGAGGCUAUGGUGGUGGUGGUUGGGGUGGCUAUGGUGGUGGCAGUUGGGGCGGUUGGGGCGGCUAUGGUGGUGGCGGCUGGGGCGGCUAUGGUGGCGGCGGUUGGGGUGGCUAUGCUGCAUUGAAAGAUAAUUCUAACAAGGCUGCAUCUGAAACUAAAACUAAUACAGCAAUUGCCCCGGCACCAAUGACAGUUAGAGAGGCCAUAAACACACCCUAA
This is a messenger RNA of Daucus carota subsp. sativus, 855 nucleotides long. RefSeq lists its product as uncharacterized. The record is from RefSeq and is a predicted model, not a curated record. Bases 1 to 855 code for a protein of 284 amino acids. Lineage: Eukaryota; Viridiplantae; Streptophyta; Magnoliopsida; Apiales; Apiaceae. The transcript has a single exon.